This is a messenger RNA of Penicillium hordei, 3186 nucleotides long. Its product is annotated as putative protein kinase. Gene Ontology annotation, molecular function: ATP binding; cyclin binding; RNA polymerase II CTD heptapeptide repeat kinase activity. Gene Ontology annotation, cellular component: nucleus; cyclin/CDK positive transcription elongation factor complex. Lineage: Eukaryota; Fungi; Ascomycota; Eurotiomycetes; Eurotiales; Aspergillaceae. Bases 1 to 3186 code for a protein of 1061 amino acids. The transcript has 4 exons. The record is from RefSeq and is a predicted model, not a curated record. Gene Ontology annotation, biological process: transcription elongation by RNA polymerase II; positive regulation of transcription elongation by RNA polymerase II; protein phosphorylation.
AUGGCUGCGUCCCGUACGAGUCCGGUGUUGAGAGACCAGUGGAGCGCUGACCCGGACCGUGAUCCCCGAGACAGGGAGAGACGGAGGGGCCGAGGGUCAGGCCGUGAUCGAGGGAGAAACAGAGGUCGUGACCGAGGCCGUCCAUAUCGGCCCAAUAACCGCAAUUUCGAUCGCCCGGGGCGGUCGCCACCACGCGCGUCCCGCUUUGGCCCUGACUCUUCUCACGACCUAGGUGAUUUCGCUCCGGAUCGAUCUCCUCCUCGAGGCUCUCCUCCACCUCGAAACUUUCACAACAGCCGUCGACUAGAUUCAACCCAACCGGGGUCAUCGGCCGGUGACUGGAACACCCACAACUUCGGACCUUUCGACAGAGAAGCCCCCGGUCUUCGAAGGGACGAGUUAUCAACCGGACCUCCACAGAAACGGCAAAGGACUCGAAGCCCCUCACCGCGUGGCGGUCGUGGCCCUCUCCCUCCACAGCGUCCAAAUUACUCCGAUAACUGGGAUAUCCGGGAUCGAAGCCCUACAUUCAAGAAACGAGGAGGCCGCAACCAAGGUCGUGGUGCUCCGAGACGAAGGUCACCACGACGGGGCAGGGACCGUCGUGGAAAAGAUCGUCGCCGUCCAGAUAUCCCACGUCUAGGAAGAUCUAGAUCACCGGUUCAUGAACGAGGGUUUCACCCAUCGCCCGAUCGAAGGUCUCGUACCCCUGGUGAUGAUAACUAUAGCGACCACGGAUCUCACUAUCGGUCAAACUCACGGCACUCUGUACGAUCUGCAACCUCGAGAUAUUCAGCAUCGUCUCGCAGGUCAAGGCGUGAUUCGGCUAUGAACGAAUCUCGACCAAUCCAGUCUGUUGUGGACAGUACUGCUCGGUCUCCAUCUCCACCGCGCCCGAUUCCGAGCUUUGACUCUGAUAACUUCGGUCCUCCCGGAGAACACUCUAAUCCCGUGCGAGAUGAGUUGCCAAUGCAUGCCAUGCGCUCUGACAAUCAACCUCGCCGUCGGUCGUCCCGACCACAACUUGAUACCCGACCCUAUGCAAACCCUCAAAACGCAGCAUCAACAGGCUCAUACCACGGUUCGCCGCAACCGCCAUCACCUUAUUCUGCAGGACGAGGAGGGUGGUCUGGUCCGCCUCCAUAUUCUGGAACUGGCCACGCCUCUCCUUACCGAAAUGAUGACUAUUCAUCGCAAAAUGGAAACUACUAUCACAACCAAGGUCAAUUUAACGGCCCUAAAAAUCAUCACCCUCAGUCUCCGUACGGCGGGCUUCCUCACCGGGGUGGCCACUCUGGUGGCGGUCACCGAGGAAACUUUUCAAACCAGGGUCCCGAUCGGCGAUUUUCUGGCUCUGGUCCUCAUUCAUAUCACAAUGGACCUUCACAACGCGGCGCGAGGGGAAAUUUCAACAACUUACAAUGGACCGCAUCGGGAUCACGAGGCCGUGGGGGACAACAUAGCCCUCACCCGGCACACAGUCAUGGGUCACAAACUCCCAAUCGACCACACUCCUCUCACAAUGACAUGCAAUCGCCCCUAGCUGGCGAAAGUAAUAAUUAUGCCCGGCCCUCCAGUAGAGAUGAAGAGGAGAACAAGACACAACCCCAACCCUCUGGCGGAAAUGCCCAGUCCAUGCCGCCCCCGACCCAAGAGUCCAAUGAACCCACGCCUGCAAACAAGGGCGGGAAAUUCAGCUUUGCUUUCAAGUCAAAGGCUGCACCUUCCCCCGCUCCAAAGCCAGUACCGGACCUUGCCCAGAGGAUGCAGCAGGUCCGCGAGCCGGCCCCUCGUGCACCAGAGCCACCCCAACAACCUCGCAAUCGGUUUACCAAUGGGCCAUUGCCCAAAUUCAAACCAGAUCCGAGGGGUGAUCGCCGUGACCGGGACCGUGGUGGACGAAAUCGGGAUAGAGACCGCAGAGAUUUCCGCGAGCCACGAGAAUUCCGUGAUCCACGGGAUCGCAGAGACGACCGUCGGUUCGAUCAACGUCGUGAUCGACGACAAGGAGAACGGCCCUCGGAUAGGCCCCUUGCCUGGCAAGAUCGCCGCCGUGAACCUUCUCCGGAACCACCGAGAGAGCCACCACCGCCCAAGGAGAAGCGGAUUCUUACUCGCCCUAAACCGCGCCCCACGCUUCCCGAUGAGUUCGCUAAUGCCGAAUCUGUGUACUACCGAAAGCCGGGAAAUGAGUCUGUGAUCGGUGCUGGAACAUAUGGAAAGGUGUUCAAGGGAAUCCACGUCUAUACCCAGCGUAAAGUUGCGCUCAAGAAGAUCCGAAUGGAAGGUGAGAAGGAUGGCUUCCCUGUUACAGCUGUUCGAGAGAUCAAGCUGCUUCAGCAUCUCCGAAACCAUAAUGUUGUCAGCCUUUUGGAGGUCAUGGUUGAAAAGAACGAAUGUUUCAUGAAGGAUCUGGCGAAGCAAAUGUUCGAAGGUCUCAAUUACCUUCACCAUCGAGGAGUUCUACAUCGUGAUAUCAAAGCAGCCAACAUAUUGAUCAGCAAUCGUGGAUUGUUAAAGUUUGCCGAUUUUGGCCUAGCCCGGUUCUUCUCCAAAAGUCGUCAGCUUGACUACACCAACCGAGUCAUCACCAUCUGGUACCGACCUCCGGAACUCCUCUUGGGUGAAACCCGAUAUGGCCCCGCGGUGGACGUAUGGAGCGCUGCCUGCGUCUGCAUGGAGAUGUUCACCAAAAAGGCUGUUUUCCCCGGUGAAGGUGGUGAAUUGAGUCAGAUGGAUAAGAUCUACAAUGCUUUGGGUACUCCUACCAAGUCUGAAUGGCCGGACCUUGUGGAAAUGCCCUGGUUCCACCUGAUGCGGCCAACGGAACGAAGGAAGCGUGUUUUCGAGAACGUAUACCGUGAUGUGCUGACGUCUGGUGCGAUGGAUCUUAUAUCCUCGAUCUUCCGCUACGAUCCCUCACAGCGGCCGAGCGCCGAGGACGUUCUCAAACAUCCAUACUUCGUAUCGGAAGAACCAGCUCCUCACCCACCCAUUGAAUUGGAACACGUCGAAGGAGACUGGCAUGAGUUUGAAUCCAAGGCGCUUCGCAAGGAAGCUCGGCGCGUCGAGUACCAAAACCAAAAGGACCGCGACAAGCGUAAGGCCGAUGCAUCGGUGCCUAGCAGCGAUCGGGAUUCCAAACGAACCAAGCAAGAUUCAAGUGAUCGUGUCUCUGCACAGUGA